AUGGCCAGUGUGAAACUACACUACUCGGUGGGUGAUGAGAACUCUAUUAACCGUGCGUACACUCCAAUGCAGCGCAAAGGCCACACAUUACAUUACAGUGCAGACACCAACUCGGGAUCUCGACAAGGCUUACAUGAUAACACCUCUAUACACUGUACAGAUGAAGAAACAGAAUGUGUGGGUCUACAUGGGACUCAACGAUGGCGAGAAGAAGCAUCUCCAAGCCCAUUACCAAAUAAAAAUACUGCUGGAAUCCCAACCGAUAAAACAAGAAGUUCAACUCAAAUGGAUAGUUCACCACGUUUGGUCAUGCAUGAGCCACAUGCCUACAAAUCUCCACCUGAUCCAAAUAAUUAUAAUAAGACACAAUUGCCACAGGUUAUAAAGAUUAACACUAUCCACAACCUCAACAACAAGAGUAACGACCAUCUAAACAGCAUCAAUGAUAAUAAUAAUAAUAAUAAUAAUAAUAAGAAGAAGAAGAAGAAGAAGAGGGGAGAGUUGUACACACCUGUAUCUGCAAAUAAUACAUCUGGUAGUGUACGGCGGCCAUUUCCAUCAGGGGCUCUCAUGCCACCAGCACCAUCCCCACACCGCAGUGAGGAGAUGUUUCCUGAACAGAUGCAUUCCCCAGCAUCUCCAUCAUAUUUUGUAAUGGAUCAGACUCAGGAAUUACAACAGGCACGGCAGGAAAAUAAUCUUUUGCGUGAAGAAAUUCAUUCCGUACGGGCCUCACUGAAAGACGCAUUGCAAAUGUUGGAGAUGCGGGAGUUAGAGUGUGUAGAGCUGAAUCAACUUGUAGAUAAAAUGCAAGCUCAAAUAGAUGAGUUACAAGGAGUGGAUAAAAGGAAGUCACCUCUACCAGAGAAACCGCAAACAAAAAUGAAAAAUACACAACCAGUGGCUCCUCUGGCACCUCCACAGAGAGCCAAAUUAGCAAAGAAACCAACAGUUCUUGGAAAGAAAUCUGUCAAUGAACCAGUAAAUCCACCUAAAGGCAGAUAUUCUUUCAUUGUAGGAAAAACCGAUAAUAAUAAUAAUAAUAAUAAUAAUAAUAAUAAUAAUAAUAAUAAAGUAGAGAUUCCUCUUAUAAACCAUACUGCAGCGAAUCCUCCUGUUGUUUCCAAUGCUCCUGAGAGUGGCAAUACCAAUCCACAACAAUUAGAGGAAGAACGACUUAGACUUGCACAGGAACUUGCAAAGGCGAAAGUGGUGAUAGCUGAACAAGAGGCUGUAUUAGAUCGUCUCGGUCUUCAUUUCCCGUAUCCAAGUGCAAUGGUAAGCGCUGCACGUCGUAUUAUUCCAACAUUUGGUCCUCUGCGGGAACGAGAUACUCACAAAAAGGUAAAGAAAAAUGAAGAACACCAGGGGCGCAAGACUGCCCCUAAUCGAUAUGAGUGA
This is a messenger RNA of Trypanosoma theileri, 1401 nucleotides long. RefSeq lists its product as uncharacterized. Bases 1 to 1401 code for a protein of 466 amino acids. NCBI's taxonomy places the organism in Eukaryota, Euglenozoa, Kinetoplastea, Trypanosomatida, Trypanosomatidae. The transcript has a single exon. The record is from RefSeq and is a predicted model, not a curated record.